UUGUUUUGGUAACAGUUGACGAUCACUUGUUUAUAAGGUUGGAAGCAUUGAAUUUGUCUUUCUGCUUUCUUCAGACCCUUGUUUUAGACGUGCUUUGCGGUUUAUAAAAGCGUUGUGUUUGUAUUCUGUUAAUCAAAUAUUACUAAAAAUGACUCAAGAAGGACAAGUAACACCACCACCUGUUAUGUGGGCCCAAAGGAAUAGUGUCCUUUUUGUGACGAUUUGUCUUGAGGAUUGUGCAAAUCCAACAGUCAAAGUGGAACCAGAAAAAUUAUAUUUUAAAGGUGUCGGUGGUACAGACAUGAAAGUGCAUGAAGUUACUAUUAAUUUUUAUAAAGAAAUUGAUGCAACAAAAACAAUUCAAAAAUCACAAGGUAGAAGCUUUGAAUUUGUACUUACAAAAAAAGAGGAAGGACCCUUCUGGCCACGUCUCACCAAAGAAAAUAAUAAAUUCCAUUGGUUAAAAAGUGACUUCAAUAAAUGGAAGGAUGAAGACGACUCUGAAGAUGAGGAAGCUGGUGGUGCAGCAGGAGGACGCGAUUUGGAAGAGAUGAUGCGCCAAAUGGGUGGUUUAACUGGAGCUGGUGAUAGUAAACCAAAUUUCGAUAAUUUAGACCUCGGUGAUGUUGACGAUGAAGGCGAUAGUGACGAUGAAUCAUUGCCUGAGCUGAUAAACAAUUGAUGUGCUAGCAUCCAAAAUUGAAGAUAACAGUUCAGAAACAAAUUGCAAAUCAUUUCGGUUUGAUAAAUGGCCGAAAUUCGCGUUUAAAUUUUUAAGCGAAAAUUUUAUGUUUUGCAAUGCAUUGCGUUUAUUA
Molecule: messenger RNA, 815 nt
Organism: Leptopilina boulardi
Lineage: Eukaryota; Metazoa; Arthropoda; Insecta; Hymenoptera; Figitidae
Gene: p23
Product: prostaglandin E synthase 3-like
Exons: 3
Coding region: 149-682 (177 amino acids)
Biological process (GO): protein folding; chaperone-mediated protein complex assembly
Cellular component (GO): nucleus; cytosol
Molecular function (GO): protein-folding chaperone binding; Hsp90 protein binding
Source: RefSeq, a predicted model, not a curated record